UCGUCCCCAUGAGUCGCAGCUAUUUUUUUUUUUUUUUUUUUACCAAAAGCCUGUAACUGUAAUAGCCAGUUUCAGUUCUUCAUUCUUCUGAGUGGAGGAGGAAGCGUGGGCAACUACACAUUCAUUUUGUUUUUCGUUAAUUUUGUAUUUCUUACUUCGAGACAUGCUUGUUACCUCCUUCUAAUUAAAACCAGUAAGCGGCGCUGGUUAGCUGUGCGUCUCUCAGAAGUAAAACUCCUCUCCGUUUUCCCCACUUUCCCCCUCGGUGUUAGCUAGCUAACUUACCCAGGCUAAGGAACCUCAGUCCCCGCAGCUGCACGCAGACAUGUCGGAGUACCUGGAUGACCCGUCCGUGCUCACAAAGGAAAAGCUGAAAACCGAGCUUGCGGCCCACGACGUGGAGCUCCCGAACGGCAACCCGACCAAGGACGUGUAUGUGCAGCUUUAUCUGAAGCACAUUACCGCUAACAACAAGAAACAUGUCACCACGUCUGUGGACGUCUUCUCCAGCGACGAGGAUCUGCCUCCGCCCGUAGUCUCCAGCAGAAGUCGCUCUUCCGGCAGAAAAGCCACCAGGAAAACAGACAAGGUUUUGCCGGACGAGAUGGACGUCACUGUGCUGACCGACGGCGGCCUGAUGGACGAGCUGCAGAAGCACGGAGUGAACGUGGGGCCGAUUGUGGCCUCCACCCGUAAGCUGUAUGAGAGGAAGCUGCAGAAGCUUCUGGAUGAGGGUCCUGCACAGCCACCGCUGCCAGAGGUCAUCGUCACGGAGACACAAGUGAACCACAACGGCAACUCAGAGUCAGACCUGUACAGCGACAAGGAGGAUGAAGUGAUAGCAGAACCAGAACCAGUACCUGUGCCAGAACCAGAACCUGAACCAGUCCCAGUGGUGGAGAGGCCGGUCCGGAGCAGAGGGAAGACGCCCGUCACCACCCGCACCCGCAGCAGCCAGCACCACACGAGAGACCAGUUGAUGGAUGAGGAAGAUGAUGAUGAGGAUAAUGUCCUGCAAGUUAAGCGCAGAUCCAGGAGGCUGUCCCAAAGAAUGACAGUGCCUGAGGAUCUCAGGUCUUUAUCGACAGAUCAGAUCCAGGUAAAGUCUAACAGGAGGGUUAGCCAAAGACUGGACAGUCCAGUCCGGGCUAAACCUCCCCCCAUCUCAUCCAGUCCAGUUCAGCUCAAAGACAAAGAACUUGUGCUACUUCCCAAACCCCGCAAGGAUUCACCUCACAAGUCAGUCAUUCUGUUCAACACUACUUGGUUGGAGGAACCUGAACCAAUCAUUACACCUUUAAAACCAGGAGUAAGGAGUCAACGACCGACUGCCAGACCAUCAAGACCUUCUUCCCCUCUGGUUCAGCUCGUCAAAGUGGACCCUGUGACUUUUAGCCCUAUGUGUAACAUUUCACCCAUAAAGAGACAAGAGUACCACGAGUCUCUGUCCGACCGGUCUGGAUCGAAGCCCAAUUGGGUCUCCGUAGCUAGGGACGUGUGCGCAUCUCCAGAUGUCCUGCUGCAUGGAAGGAGGCAGCAGAAAAUCACCAGCUUCAUGUCCAAGUACAGCCCCAUGAAGACGCUCAACAGUACAUCCAUACUGUCCAACGAUGUGUUAGUGAGAAAGGUGGAGAAGAUUGCAGCAGGCGACCAACCACAGAAAGUGGAGGAGACUGAGGUUCUGAAGGAGCUGUUCCCCAAUGACGUCAACAGUCCAACAGGAAUCACUGCCACCUGCCGACGACCCAUCAGAGGCGCAGCCCACCGCCCAUUGAAGUCCAGUGACCUGUGGAAUGGUGAUGAAAACAGCAUCUUCUCGCCAAAGACCACCAAGACAACCAGCUCCUUCUCAUCUUACACACAGAGCUGCACUGACAGCAGAGUCACCAGCUUGCCUAUUUCCGCUACCUCCACCUCCUCUUUCUCCUCCUCCUCCUCCUCCAGGCUUCUUUCUGCAGCUCCCCCUGCAGGCCAUACCAAAGCAGCCCCCCGCAGCAUGGCCCUGUGGAAGAAGCUGUUCUUGCUGGCCGUUGUGGCUGGUUUCCUGUUCUUGGUUUACCAAGCCAUGGAGACCAACAUCAUCAACCCUUUUGAAGCCUCAGAAACCGAAGUGGCCAUUAGCGGCACAGCGUAGAAAGCACAGAUGUGAAAAUAGUGUGAAUCUGCAUUGUAGCCAUUUUAUUCAUGGGUGCUGUGAAAUGACCCAACAUCUUUGCCCUUAUUUCGUCAAGUUUUUUUCCUUUUUUAUUUCUUUAUCAAUAUUCAGUGAAUCCCUUAAGAGAAGCAAUGUAGCAGUUGCAUUGACACUGAGAUCUCCAUGACAUGUUAUUAAAGCAAAGUAACUCCUUUGCUGACUCUUUUUAUUUCCAUGUUAAUGUUUUUCGUGUGUGUGUGAUGAGUGUGUGAGAGUGAGUGAGUGAGGGUUUUUCACAUUAUGCCUUAGUGUAUGUCUUUGUUAGUCAUUAACAGCCGUGAAGAUGGAGUUUGAACCUGUAUUUUAUUUUUUCCUUACUUGACCAUCUUUGUUAUUGAGACAGAGAGGCUUGUUGGUAUACACCAAAUUCCUUUUCAAUCUUAUUAAACCCUACACAGAUAUUUUCUUAAUGCUCUCCUCUUAUAAAUUGAAUGAACUAUUGUAUUCUACUUAACUAUGUAUUCACUGUCAAAAAUAUUCAAUAUCAAUCCACUCAAUAAACUAUUAUGACUUUA
Trematomus bernacchii (emerald rockcod) is the source of this 2709-nucleotide messenger RNA. It is a transcript of the gene tmpoa, whose product is annotated as thymopoietin a. The transcript has 12 exons. Gene Ontology annotation, molecular function: DNA binding. NCBI's taxonomy places the organism in Eukaryota, Metazoa, Chordata, Actinopteri, Perciformes, Nototheniidae. Bases 326 to 2134 code for a protein of 602 amino acids. The record is from RefSeq and is a predicted model, not a curated record.